Closterium sp. Yama58-4 is the source of this 1149-nucleotide messenger RNA. The record is from the annotation of a GenBank genome assembly. Lineage: Eukaryota; Viridiplantae; Streptophyta; Zygnematophyceae; Desmidiales; Closteriaceae.
AUGUUUCUCGCCGCCGUCCCCGCUUUCUCCCCCUUUCAAAGAGUCCUCCCGCUGUUGCUCGCGCUGCUCCUCGCGUUACCCCUCUCCAUUUGCGGAGUGCAGCCAGCGAAUCGGUUCAAAUCCGCCACUCGCCUCGUCUUCCUGCCCAGUAAUGCGUACAACUCAAAAUGCCUCGACGGGAGUCCCCCCGCGUACUACUUCCGCGCGGGCGCGGGCGCGGGGAGGCGCAGGUGGCACGUGCAUCUCCCCACGGGCGGAUGGUGCUUCUCCCCGGGGGAGUGCCGCGACCGCGCCAACUCCCCGCUCGGUUCCUCGCGCUUCUGGGCUACACGCCUCCCCGCCAUCAUCGAAAACGGCGGCAGAAUCGACAACGCAACCGAGUCCUAUCCACAGCUGGGCGGGCUCCUAUCCCACGACAGCGCAGCCAACCCAGCGUUCUAUGGUUGGAACCUGGUGUGGGUGGUGUACUGUGACGGUGGCGCCUACAGCAGCACGCGGGGGAGGGCGGACCUGGGGGGGGGCGCAUCUGUGUACAUGCAGGGGCGGCAGAUUCUGGACGAUAUUAUCACUGAUCUCUGCAUGCGGCAGGGCAUGGGGGCGGCGUCGCAUGUACUCUUCUCGGGCAGCUCAGCGGGCGGCCAUGCCAUCAUCAUGCACUGCGACCGCCUCGCUGCUGCCUUCCCCCGCGCUUCCUCCAAGUGCCUCGCCGAUUCCGGCUUCUUUGUUGAUGCGAAGGACCGUUUUGGGGUGUAUUCAUGGCGGGAAUACAUUCGGCAGCUCACCGCUCUGCACCGCAUAGAAGUCCCCAGAUGCCCUGCAGGAGCACCAGUGAGGGACUACUGGGUGUGCUUCUUCCCAGAACACCUUCUUGCACAGGUCUCUACACCCCUCUUCAUCUUCCAUUCCUUUUUCGACUGGCGCUUUAUACAGUACGAGCAGCAGCUCCCUAGCGAGGAUCUAGUGUACUCGCAAAGAUGUCUCGACGGGCAAAUAUUACGAACAAGAGCAAGUGUACUGGCACGGGAGCGCACGUGGGAUACUGUAAGGUGGAGGCACAACUUCUGUUCACGACAAGAACUGGAUGCCGUUUUUUCUGUGGGUUAUACUGUGUAUAAUCGCCUGGUGUGUCAAGGGGGUGAAGUUGAGUAG